UGUGAGAAUUUACAGAAAUUGGAAACGAAUAAGGAAUUUCGAGGUAGUGUUGUAGAGAGUGCAUCAUACAGUCAAUAAAAUGUUGAGAUACAUUCUCUCCAACAUAUCUGGAACUUCCUGCUUGCACUGAUUUGCCUCCCUUACCAUUUGGCUCACCAAUUUUUCAUUUCGACGAAAAAAUGGCCGACGAUCCAUCACACAAGGCCAUGUUGUACUUCUUGGAGAUCCUCAUGAACUCAGGAGUUCCACUUACCAUCAGCCAGCUGGCUGGGAGGUUCGGAAGUAAAAGUUUUACACCUGAGAUGCGACAGUCUUGUGGUGGAAACGAAGCUGGAUUGAGAAAGUUCUUGUUGAAAUUUCCUUCUUUGUUCUGUGUUAAUGGAAAUCUAGUCAGCUUGAAUGAUGGGACAGCUAAUCUUGGGAAGAAUUUUCGUGAAAGUAGUCCGGCAUCAACAACAUCGGAUGUCUCUGUUGAGACAGAGGCAGUGCAAUAUUUUCGUCAAAAGAUGAUCCGCAAAGGUGAAAAAUGGCUACCAGUCUUAAGUCUUGCUGGCCAUCUUUCCCAAGCCUCACCGGAAAUAAGGGAGUGUGUUGGUCCACAGAACCAAUUCAAGGAGUGGCUUGAACGACAUCCCCUUAUAUUCGAUAUGAGAGGGGAUUUAGUAGCGUUGAAAGAUAAUAUCAAUUACAGCGCUGUUAACCCUGCUGGAGAGUCGUUAGAGCUUGAAAAUGUUCAUUUCAAUUCAAAUCCUCGUUAUUCUGCUGGUGACUUCAAUCCGAGAUUUUCUGGCAGUGAUCAACUUCCCCGCACACCAAAGGCUAAACGCCGCCCCAAAUCAAUAGAAAUACCACCAAAUUCACCGAAACCAUCCAUACCUCGUACCCCAUCAUUUACCUCACAGACUCAGCCACAAACACCAACGCCUGUAAGUGCCAAAUCUGGGCCGGCAACCAUGACAGCAAAUGAGUACAAGGCUGUAAUGUUCUUGAAAGGAAUUAUUGAGAAAAAGGGUGACAUGAAAUUGAAUGGAUUGACAGGACACUUUAGCCAGGCCCCAGAAAGUUUACGAAACACAAUUGGAUGGAGUAAGCCAGAACUUGAGAAGUUUGUUCGAAGUCAUGCUAAUAUCUUUGUCAUUUCUGAAGAUGAAACAGUGUCGGUCAUAAAGAAUGCACGACUGAAUGUGAUCAUCACAGGAAGUAGACCAUCUGCAAAUGCCGCAAAAUCUGGUAAAACUGGAAAAGGCAGGGUUUAUCAUGUUGCUAAAUUAUGGGGUAUUGUCGAUCUUGGAAAACAUGAACAUGUUUUCAUUGACAGGACUAUAUUUGGAAAACACAUCGACGAUCUUAAUAAAUUACUGACUGUUGGAGAAAUGGUCUGUUUUGAGUCAAUACCAGCACCUAAAGGGAGCAGAGCUCGCUGGCGUGCCACUAAAGUCUGGAAGGAGCAUGAAUCAAUUGAAGAUCUUAUAGAUCGUGUAACUAGUCGAUUAAGUGUAUCGUUUGACUCGCUCCGAGAACCUAUGACUCCAACAACACCGCUGCCAAUUUCUGAUGCAAAUAUUGAUGAAGAGAUAAGAAGAAUGAUUCCUGAGCUGAAUGAUUCAGGGGUAAUUCAGUCACCAGUUAAUGUGGGAGGUAUCAAGUACUCUUUUUCAGAUGCAGCCCCCAGUGGAGCAGGUGUUGUGCCAGUUUGGAAUUUUCGCCAUCAAGAAUUGUCUGCAAUGAGGGAUAUUGACGACCUUGACCUAAGCGAUGAUUCAGAUUCACCCAAUCUUACAAUGGUCGCAGAAAAAUACUACAUGAAUAGGUCAGUGCUUGGCGAUUGUCCAAAGAAAGAUGUUUCAGAUGUAAAGGAAAAUGGCGUUGAGAAAGACAACAAGAGGAAAAUGGUCACCAUUGGCUGUCAGACUAUCGUUACAGGAGAAGUUUUAGCAACUCAGCUUUUCCAUGAAGAUUUCUAAAUUAUGGACGUUUUCUUUGAGGGGCAGAGGUAUUGAGUGUGGUAAACUAUCAAUUGAUAUCUAGCAAUAUUUUAUUAACAUAUUUUUAAUUGUACAAAGGCAAAUUUUUGCAGUUUUAGGUAAAGCAAUAUUUCUGGAUACUGGUUCGGAACCAGAUCCGAACAGGACCAGUUUCCGCACUGAUUUUUUUUCAGCAUUAUUUAUAAAUACUUUAAUCCUGAUUUUUUAGAACUUUGAUUUUUUGUAUCUACGGCAACACUUUUAUCACAAAUUGAUAUUUACAUAAAAUUCCAUAGCAUUAGGACAUGGAGAUUAAAUUGCGCAUGGGCAAUAAUUUUAUCUGAGGUACAAAGUAGGGUAGAAAGAAUUAAAUUUAUACCAUGUAUGAUUACAGCACAAGUUACUUUUUAACUGAACUACAGUAAUUUUUCAUAUGCAGGCUAUUAAAUUUGCACUACACAUAAUUUCAAUACAUUAUCUACCUGAAUUAUCAUUUCAUUGGUGCUUUUUACAGUUGGGUUUCAUUUACAUAAAUUGUUUUAAAGAUUGAAAAGAGAAUCAUAAUAAUAUAUGAAAUAUAUUUAUCACAUUUUUCCCUUUUCAAAAAAACUUUGAGUCAUUCUUGAAAUAUUUAUCCAGAUACUGGUUCCCACUACAGAAAUAUUUUCAGUGACUAUGACCCCCAUUGGAACCAAACAGAAAAUUAAACUUACAAUACAUAACUAGGUUGGAUUAGUGGUAUUUUUGGUUGUAAUAGGAGCUGGAGUGUAUGUGGUGUAAGUUUCAGUUUUGUCCAGUAAUGUCUGAGAAAAAAGAAAAACAUAGAAAUUCUAUUCUAAUUAGAAUUUUGUCCGGAAAUUGGUUCCCAACCAGUAUUGGAAAAAAUACAUUUUGUUUUAAAGCUGUAUUAUAAUUAAGGUUAAAGUGAGGUUUUUAUUUCAGUAUAGAACGGACGCUUUAGGCAUUUUUGUUUUGUCAGCAAUGUUUUGGGCAGUACGUAACAGGAUUUAUAAUUAAUGUUACAGUUUACUUGUUGGUUGUAAAGAGUCUGUUCCUGCUUAAAAGACUUCACUUUUAAACUGUAGGAUUGUUAGUCUGUACCUGUGUUCUACUGACAAAGAGCUUGGGAUUUCAUACAAGUUUGUUAGCGCACAUAUGUGUAUGUAAUGUAACCAUUUUUUAUUUCAAUAUACUAUGUCCAAGGUAUCAAAAUCACAGUGUUGCAGGUUAUUCACAAAAUCUACUGACAUAGUCUAAAACAUUCAAAGUGCAUUUGAAGAACAAGAAUCUGAAGUUUUAAACAUGUAGAUAAAUCUGAAAGUUAAACUCAGUUUGUUGCACCCUGUUUUAGUGGAUGGGAUUUUAUAAUCAUUUACUAAACAUACACAAGACUCAGUAUUGAAAUCGCAACCUCCCGAUAUAUUCAAGUGAAAGAAAUCAUUUUUCAACUAAAAAGUCAGUUGAUAGAAGUGGUUAAUUCUAUGUAUACUUUAAUUUAAUGAAACAGACAAGACAGUGGAGGAAUAUUUCUUAUUACAAAGUUUGCUAUUCCUUUUUCAUUACACUUGGACUACAUGAUGUUAUAUAUAAUAGUGUUUGAUUUUAAGAAAUCAGUACUUUAUAAGACUUUUUUACUUGAAACUUUCUGUCGUAUUUGCAUUUAUUUUUUCCGUCACAGAAAAACCAAAGUUUAGAUUUUUCUUUUGUUGCCUUUUCAUGCAUUUUUUAAUAGAAAAGCCAAGGUUAUAUUUUGUACAUUUUGUUCCGAAAUUCUUACAUUGGUUAUGUAUAUUUAUUUAUUGGAAUUACACUAUAACCAGACAUAUAAUCACUGUGUUGUGGUGGGCCUUGUAUAAAUUAGCACCUAUCCUUAAAAGUAUCUAACAGUCCUAUGUUUUGUGUUUAACUCAUUUUUUUCCAUGACAAUAGUUUUUCCUUUUUUAAUCUGUAGCAUAAACUUACUUUUUCUGACAUUUAUUAAGUUUAAAUUACGGACAUUUUCUGUCUUUUCAUUCUGCUAACAGGCUUUUAAAAUUUUCUGACAAAAAAAUGUCUUUGAUACAAAUGAGUGUUUUCAGGUGAAAAAUGCAAUAUUCAUUUCCAAAGUGGGAUACGUCUGUACAAAGACUCUGGGGUGGCAAAAUCUUAUUUUGACAUAAUUGUUUAUAUUUGCUAAGAUAGUAUUAGAGCUAUUUUUCAUUUGACCAUUUAAUGGUUACCGUAUAUAAUAAAAUAUGAUGACAUUGUACUUGUCUGUAUGGGCUGUUGGACAAGCUGUACAAGUCGAACAUUUGAUUUUGUCAUCCCAGUUUCAAGUUAUUUUUUAUUUAACUAAUAUACUUCAAAAGCUAGAAGUAAAAGUUGAAAACAGAAUAGAAAUGUAUGUUUGUUGAUUUACAAUUUAAAUAUUUCUGACAAUCCCUUUUAAAAAAAAUGUUUUGAUUAAGUUUAAAGGCACUGGCCUCCAGAUAGUACAACAACAAAAAAUGUUUUUACUAAUUUUCCACUCAGAGUUGAAUUUUUAAGCCUUUGUAAUGUGGUACCAGAGGUAAACUGUCUUGAUUUAUAAAGCUUUAUACUUAAAGGUCAGUUAGUACAAAUUUCUCUGUGGUGUAUUGGUCAAGAAGGUAGGAAAAUUUUUAUUGCUGAAGCAGUCCGGGUUCGAUUCCCAACUUGGACAUGUUUUGUUUUUCUUGAGUUUGCAUUUUUAAAGAUUGUUUAGAAAAAAAAUCUCAUGUUCUAAUGUUCAUAAUGUGACCUACUGUAGAUUUAAAAGAAGGAUCAUUUUUAGCCAAAAUCUGGAGUUCAGUCCCUUUAAGGUAAAUUUACUAAGUAGCACAAAAGAAUAAGAAAUUAUGGUUUAUGAUCCUUUAAGGCAAUUUAAAGCUGAGACUUAUCAAAAGCUAAAUUUUCAUAAGAAUUCCUUUGCGACCAUAAGCUUUAUUAGCUCACCUGAGCCAGACUCGGAGUGAGCUAUUGUGAUCGCUCGUCGUCCGACAUCUGUCUGUCCACACUUUCCUUUAAACAACAUCUCCUAAACCACCAAGCCAAUUUUGAUGAAACUUCACAGGGAUGAUCCUUGGAUGGUCCUCUUUAAAAACUGUUCAAAGAAUUAAAUUCUGUACAGUUCUGUAGUUGCCAUGGCAACCGAAAGGAAAAACUUUAAAGAUCUUCUUGUUGAAAACCACAAGGCCUAGGGCUUUGAUAUUUGGUAUGUCAUAAGGCCUAGGGCUUUGAUAUUUAGUAUGUAGCAUCAGCUAGUGGACCUCCACAAAGAUUGUUCAAAUUAUCCCCCUAGGAUAUAAUAUGGCCACGCCCUGGGGGUCACAUUGUUUCUAUAGACUUAUAUAGGGAAAAACUUUGAAAAUCUUCUUGUCAAAAACAAAAGGACCUUAGGCUUUGAUAUUUGGUAUGUAGCAUCAUAUAGUGGGCCUCUACCUAGAUUGUUCAAAUGAUCCUCCUAGGAUGAAAUAUGGUCCCGCCCGGGGGGGUCACGUGGUUUAUAUAGACUUGCAUAGGAAAAAAACUUUAAAAAUCUUCUUGUCUAAAACCAAAAGACCUAGGCUUUUGAUAUUUGGUUUGUAGCAUUGCCUUGUGGUCCUCUACCAAUAUUGUUCAAAUUAUUCCCCUGGGGUGAAAAGAGGCCCUGCCCUGGGGUCCCAAGUUUUACAUAGACUUAUAUGGGAAAAAACUGUAAAAAUCUUCUUGUCUGAAAGUUCAAGUCCUACGCCUUUGAUAUUUUGUUGGUAUCAUUGCCUAGUUGAUCUCUAACAAGAUUGUUCGAAUUAUGCCCCUGGGGUGAAAAGAGGCCCCGCCCCAGGGGUCACUUGAUAUAUCAGUUAUAUAGGAAAAAAUACUUCAAAUAUUAUCAGGUCAUAUUUCCUAGACUGUUUAAUUAUAUUUACCUGAUGACCCCAAGUUAUAAGGGGUCACCCAACUGUAACCUUGAUUUACUAACUACUUUCUUGUUUUUUAAGAUACAGCCUUGAAAUUUGGAUGACAUGUACAGUUUUGCACAUCGAUCUUAAAACUUGACUUUCAGUGACCAUGAAUGUGACGUACUGACCUACUUUCUAGUUUUUUAAGAAACAGCCUUGAAAUUUGGAUGACAUGUACAGUUUUGCACAUCGAUCUUAAAACUGACUUUUAGUGACCAUGAAUAUGACCUACUGACCUACUUUCUUGUUUUUGAAGCUUUAGCAAAGAAAUUUGUUCAAGCAAGCAACUUAACUCAGGUGAGCGAUAUAGGGCCAUCAUGGCCCUCUUGUUAAACAAAGUAUCUAAAUCUGUCUGAGAAUGUUUAUUAAUAUUUAUUAUUUAUUAGGGAUUGUCAGCUACAUUAUGUAGUGUGCAGUUAAAUAGAAAAAUGAAAGUUCUUGCCUAAGACAUUUAUGUCAUACUAGUAUUGUUUAUUUAUUUAUUAUUGUUGAAAAAUUUCAUGUACCUUUCGAAAAACCUUUCGACUUUCGAUAAAUCCUUUCGACUCUUUUCGAAAAUGAUUUGUCAUGUUAAUUGUUGGAAAUUUGUGAUUGCAAAUUUUUUUUAUAUUUUGUCAAAGAAAAUGAAAGAAAAUAUAUUUUUGAAUGUCACUUACAUCAGGUUUUUUUUUUUGGUUUUUUUCUCUGACUUGUAAGACUUUUCUAUUUCUGAUAUAUUUUGUUUGUAAGGUAUUGAUUCUUUCAAAACUUUGCAAAGCACCCAGUUCAACAUUGCUACCAAUUAAAUAGAAUCCUGUAUGAUAAAGCAAAAAAAUGUAGCAACAGAAGAGUUCACAUUCCUGAGUUAAUCUCACAUUGGGAAUUUUCAUUAAAAAUAUUUACCUGUAAUUUCUGUUAUGAAAAUUCUUUAGAAAAUUAGCAAAUUAAGUUCACAUGGCAUGUAAACAAUAAGCCAGGCUUCUGUUAUGUUGGCUAUCAAAGUUAUAUAACAUUCUUUGUCCAUUUUACUAAAUUUUCCUAUACCAAUAUUACUGAGGUAAAGUUUAAGACGUUUAUUUUAUUUUUCUAGAGCAGCAUUCACAGAUUUCCAACAAUAUGCAGUUCAAAUCAAUUUAGUACAAACUAACUGUCUUUCAUAAAACAAGGGUUGAAAUUACAUUAGAUGUAUUUUAACCAGACAAAAUCUCUUGCUGGUUCUGUAAUGGCAGAUAUGGAAAUCAAGGUAUAUAAAUAUGAUAUCUGAUUAGUGCUAAAAAUUGCAUUCUCUUGCAAAGUAUCUCUUGUUCAAAGUUGUUUGAUAAUUUAAGAGGGUUAUGUUAAAACCAUUGCUGUAUAAAUAAGCCAUUUAGAUAGAAUUAGCAUGCGAGUACAAUGUAAUUUUCUUGUCCACCCCCUACCAAGAAAACAUCCUGCCAGUCAAAAUAUAAAUUUGAUCCAAGGCUCUGUGAUAAUGAUACAGAUAAUGUUAUUUCUUAAUUGAUCAGUCGUCUGGUACCUGGCACACUUUUACACUAAACUCACACUGAUUUGGAAGUACAGUUUAACUUGUAUAUUAAACAGCAAUUGAGAGUCAAAACUGGCAAGAAAGUCUUUGUUCUUUGGAUUACACUUAAUACACUAAUACAUCAUUACCUUUGUUUGUAACAUCACCAAAGAGGAAACACCAGUUCAAAGGCAGAUAUCUCACAUUUGAUCGGAGUCUAAAUAAGAGGGUCUCUCUCUUCUCUCUCUUUUUUGAAAGACCCUUUCUCUGCAGACCAAAGACCACAAACACACACACACUUUAACUAUCUUUGUGAUGUUCCCUCUGUGAUAGUUGCAUUGUACAAUGUAAAUUAUUUAACCCUUAUCAUGCUGGACACGGUUGAUUCUGCCUUUGCGACCAGUGCAGAACAUGAUCAGCGGUCUGAUCAUGACCUGCACUGUUCGUCAUUCAGUCAGUAUCUUUUUGGCAAGCACCCCUUUUAACAGUUGACAGUUCUGUCCAAAUUGAAAGAUGGAUAAGUUCAUUAUAGAAAUUUAGCAGGGUAAGGGUUUAUUUCUAGAAUGAAAAUUAGUGGGUUCUGUUUAUGGGUGGCUUUUGGCACAGGUUUCACUGUAUAAAGCAUAUUGACACUUUACAUAACUCUCUUACUUGACAUUCACUUUAUUACACUUUAUGAUUUAUUACUAAUUAUCUCACAUAAUAAGUGUUUGUGAUUUCCAGUUUGCCAUAACAGAAGCUUGCUGCAUUUAGCAAUAUUAUAUUAUAGUCAUUAUAUAGAAGAUUGUAAAGAUUGUUUUAUUAUACCAAUGUUGAUAUUACAUUUAACAUAUAGUAUUUUUACUCAUAUGGCUGUGCUGUGUUUUGUGUGUCUGUGUGUGAAUUUGUUGCUUUUACAAAAUAUUUAUGUGAAAAUUUACUUUAACUGUUAAAAAUGUUCAUAUAUUUAUAUAUAUGAUUUUCACAAUACCAUAGCAGUGGAAAAACUUGUUGAAACUUAUAUUACAUGUGUUACAAUAUAUGCAACACUUUUUAAUUUUCCUUUUGUGCAAAUGUAAGUGAAAAAACAUGUUUUGUUUUAUUUUUAUGUAUCUUUAUUAAGAGUGGUACUUACAUGUAUGAAAGUCAAAGUUACUAUGUAAAAAUUUCAGUUUUGUAAUAUAAAUGAUUUGUAAUGUCUGAAUUAUGCCAGACCUUAAUAUAAAUACCACUCUUAAUAAAGAUACAUAAAAAUAAAUGUCUCAUAGAGAUAUAGAAAUUUAACCGUUUUGGAUUUGAUUUUUCGACAUUGUCGUACAAAGUUAUGUUGAUGAAAAACAGUUGCAGGGGCCAGGGGCUAGGUUUAAAUCUGUGGGACAUUAUGUUUGUGUUAGCAAGAUUUUACUUUUAUAACUUAGGUUGCUAUGUUUGUGUUGUGCAGUUUAUUUUGUCUUUACAUUUGUACAAUAACUUCUAUUAGGCUUAUGUAUUUUGUGAACAGGAUUUUUAUAGAAAACCAAAGAUACAAAGUCUGGAAACAUUUGUGUAAAGGCCAGGCCUCGGCUUCUGUUUUACAUUUUUGAACACUUGCAUGCUGUCGAAAUUUAGUCUGUAUGGAGUUAGCUAAGUGAGGAAUAUAAUGUGUUUAAUUUUACAAAGGGUUAAAUUUUAUCACCUCAAAAAGCACUGAUUCUCGGGUAAAUAAAAUUAUACCAAAAAAGCACUGCCAUGCAGACCAUCUGUCUGUCCUUUCUGGUAAACAUGAGCGUUGUAUUUUAAGAGUUUCAGUACCAUUUUAACAGUGAUUUAAGAACUGUUAUAAGACAGUGAUAAUAAUCUCUUUUUUGAAAAAAAUUCUGGUGACUUGUAUGAGAGAUGCAGUGUAAGGAAGGUAUUUUGGCAAAGUAUUUUGCUCGUUUUUAUAUUAACUUCUAGUUUUCUCCACACAUUGUUUUACUAUACAUUAUGAAUGAUAAAUUGUUUGUGUGAUGCUCACAUUGAGGUCAAAAUAUUUUCAAGAUUAUUUUUUAUUUACUUGCAAUUCUAUUGUCUUGUGAAAUUUUUUUCUGUCUAAUUUAUACACUAGAGUAUUUUUUAGAUAUUUUGGCCAUGUUAAGAGAUGAUGUGAAAUGGCUAUGCUUCUUUCGUUUAGGGGUACCAGUGCGUAGUCUGUUGUCACAUUCAUACUGCAAAAUACAUCUACCAGUAUUCAAAAUAUUCAAGGAUAUUGAAAAUUGUUUUGAAAUAUGCAUAAUUUUACAGGUGUACCUAGUGCUUUAAAAGGUAAAGUUAGAGGAUAAUUUGUUGCCUAUAUGUAUUUAGUGCUACAUUAAUGUUGAAAAUAUGCCUUUAUAAGGCAUAUUUGUGAGAAUUAAAAUGUUUUUAUUUGACCAAUUUCACAUUAAAAAUGAAGCUCAAUUGGAUCCACUGCCUUACCCUUGCAUGAUCGUAAGAGGCGGCUAAUAGGGUCUUAACACUUGGUUUUGCUGUAACUCUGUGAUUCCAGCAGGUAUGCAAAUUUUGAUUCCAUACCCCGUGUUUUUAUUUCGAUGUAAAUGAGAUGUGAAACCAAAAUUUGUAGUCCUGUUUGGCGCCAUAUAACCUAUACUGUGUUGGUGCGCCGUAAAACCCAAAUAAAUAAAUAAAUAAAUAAAAGUUACAUUGACAGGAAAAAAUGUUAUACUUACAUUUUUUUCAGAUAAUUGUAAUGAUACAUAAUGUAUUGUUACAUUGAUAAGAAGAGAAAAUGUUUUAUUAUAUUGGUGAACUGAAAAGUGCAUUAUUUCAUUGAUAUGGAAUACAAUGUAGUAUUACAUUGAUGAGGAAUACAAUGUAUUAUUACAUUGAUAUGGAAUACAAUGUAGUAUUACAUUGAUGAGGAAUACAAUGUGGUAUUACAUUGAUGAGGAGUACAAUGUGGUAUUACAUUGAUAAGGAAUACAAUGCAUUAUUACAUUGAUGAGGAGUACAAUGUGGUAUUACAUUGAUGAGGAGUACAAUGUGGUAUUACAUUGAUAAGGAAUACAAUGCAUUAUUACAUUGAUAAGGAAUACAAUGUAUUAUUACAUUGAUGAGGAGUACAAUGUGGUAUUACAUUGAUGAGGAAUACAAUGCAUUAUUACAUUGAUGAGGAGUACAAUGUGGUAUUACAUUGAUGAGGAGUACAAUGUGGUAUUACAUUGAUAAGGAAUACAAUGCAUUAUUACAUUGAUGAGGAAUACAAUGUAUUAUUAUAUUGAUCAGGAAUACAAUGUAUUAUUACAUUGAUGAGGAAUACAAAAAUGUAUAUAUUGGUAAGGAAUACAAUGUAUUAUAACAUUGAUGAGAAAUACAGUGCAUUAUUACUUAGAUGAGGAAUAUAGGGAUGCAAUGUAUAUUACAUUGAUAAGAAAUACAAUGCAUUAUUACAUUGAUGAGGGAAAGUGUAUUAUUGCAUUGAUGAGGAAUACCAUGUAUUAUUAUAUUGAUGAGGAAAUAAUAUAUAUUUUUACAUUGGUAAAGAGAUAACAGUAUUGUUAAAACGUAUCAUUACAAUGAGGAGGAAAAAUAUAUUAUAACACUGACUAGAAGAAAAAUGUAGUGUUUAACAGGAAAAAAUGUUAAACUUACUUUUUCUUUGGAGAAAAAUGUAAUGAUACAUUAUGUAUUGUUACAUUGAUAAGGAGAAAAUGUAUUAUUUUAUUGGUGAAUUGAUAAGUGUGUUAUUACAUUGAUAUGGAAUACAAUGCAUUAUUACAUUGAUGAGGAAAAUGUAGUAUUGCAUUAAUAAAAUGAGGAGCUAAUUACAUUGAUAAGGAGCAAGGUUAAUAAGAAACUAGUUUUACUAAAUUAAUUUAGAUAAGCAAAGUUAAUAAGAAACUAGUUUUACUAAAUUAAUUUAGAUAAGCAAAGUUAAUAAGAAACCAGUUUUACUAAAUUAAUUUAGAUAAUUUAGAUAAGCAAAGUUAAUAAGAAACUAGUUUUACUAAAUUAAUUUAGAUAAGCAGAAAAAUGUAUUUGUACUGGUACAUUGACCAGUAGAAAAAUGUAUUACUGCUUUGAUCAGUGGAAAUGUAAUUGUACAUUGAUAAGGAAAACAUGUUUUAUUACAUUGAUAAAGAAAUAUGUAUGAUGUUACACUGAUAAAAAGAAAAAAGUGUAGAAGAAAAAAAAAGUGUGAAAUUGAUCAUAAAAAAGUAUGAAAUUUUUGAUAAAGAAAAAAUGUAAAAUAAUUUACAUUGAUAAGGAACAUGUAAUUUUACAUUGAUAAGGAUAUUUGUAUUAUGAAAUUAUUGAUAGGAAACUUGAAGUCUUGUAAUUGUUACAUUACAUGACUUUGCUUUUCCCAAAGAGAAUAGUUUCAUGACAGAUGUGACUCUUGAAUAUAAAACAGUCAUGAAUGUAGGCCAGUAUAUUGAAUACGUAUUACAAAAUGUGACUCUCAAGGUAAACAAAAUAGAAAUAACAAUGAUAAUGAAUAACAAAAAUACUAACAAUAUCAGGUAUACUGUAAAGAAGCAAAACAAUUUAAUAUAAAGUGACCAUAUUUUGAGGUGUUAAACUUUCGCAACUACUGUUAAUGAUGUGAUGUGGUACACUGAUUAGUUAGUGUAGAUUGCAUCAUUUUUACCAAGAACACAUGCUUCGUAGUUGGUUUUAUUUCUUGAUAUACAGGUCUGGGAUUUUCAGGACUGUCCUGAUUUAAGACUUUACAGUGCCAGAAUUUCCCAAUAGAACUAUUGAAAUGGGGAGAUUUCAGACUUGAGAAUGUAGCUUUUCAGGAUUUUUGACUGAAUCCCAGGCCUGGAUAUAACGCUGUUAAUUUCAGUUUGCAUGUAGCAAAUAUUAAUAACAGUAAAACCAUUGGGAAUACUACCUAAUACUGAGUUAGCUGUUUGUGUUCAUAAAGUAAAAUAUGGCCAGUAGUGAGAAUGGAAUAAUGGCAUGGACUAAAAAUAGCUGUACUAGGGAUAAAAGGGGUGUUUUUCUCUUUUGCAUAAAAUAUUUUGAGCUUGGAUGCUGUAAUGUUUGAUGUAUCUGAGCCUCAGUAAUAGAGCUGUUUAAGUAAUAUUUCUUAUUUGAUAUGAAACAUGUAGCUGUUUCCUUCAUAUACGACUGCUGCAAUGAGAGGUUUGUGCUGUGAAGGAUAGUAAUAAUGUUACAGCCCGGUUAUAUGCAGUGUAUUUGACAUGAACAUUGCAUACAUACAUUGUAUACAGUUUAUAUAUGCUACCAGUAAUACUUGUACAAGAAUCUGAUUCACACUUUAGUAAGAAAUUAAGUCUGAAAUAUAUACACUAUAGGUUGUUGUAUUUAUAAGAAGGUAUUUAUACAUUAUUAGAGUUAUGAAUCCGAUUGUGUUCUUAGGAGAAGCAGUAUGAAAGGAAGAAAAGGGAUUUUAUAUAGAAUAUCAGAUUUAUUUGUUUGUUGAAGUAUAAGAAGUAGAUUUCACAUUUUGCAUUGGAAACAAGAAAUGCAAGUAAGUAGCAGAUUCUUCUUACUUCUUUUAGAAGUUGAAUUUUGCCCUAAAGCAGUUUUUCUGAUUUCUGACAAACUGUCAUAAAAUGAAGUUUGUAUGAUGUAUGAGCACUUGUUUUAAACUAGGAUUAAAGUCAUAAAGUUAUUUUAAUUCAGUUCACUUCGCUGUCUUCUAGCUUAUGCAUUUUUUUCUUUUCUGUUUGUUGUGCUCACACAAAUUUGUUAUGAUUUAAAAUUACUUUCAUAAAAUUUUAUGCUAUUUAAAGUAUAGCAAGACAUGUGGACUUGAAAUGGUUGGAUUAUUGUAAUUGUUUCGUUAGCAUAUAAAUAAAGAUGUAUAAAAAUCAUUAUACAACCUAUAAUCUGUGUGUAAAAAUGUAUGUACAAAUAUUUAAUCUAUAUGUUACUCUAUAACCCAAUUUAUCUAUGCAUGACGGAUAGGUAGGUUUAGUUAGUUUUCGGCAGUUAAUUUAAUAAUUUGUACACAGUUUUAGGGCUUCUUUUGCAGUAUUUGGUCCAGUACCUUUAAUCAUCCAAGAAGUUUGUUCAUACCAAAUUUCAUCACAUCUGAUGGGAAUAACACAUUGGAUAUAGAAACAGACCUUUCUUGUUAAUGUACAAAGAUAUUUUUGUAUCCCAGCUGCUCUUAUAACUGACAGAGCAUAAAAUGGUUGAUUAUUUAAAGAACUUUUAUCUUACCGUCUAAAACAAAUGUACAUCUAUAAAGGCUUUUUGUACUUGUCUCCUUUUGUGUGGAUGGUCAAAAAAAAAUUCAGAAAGUCAGUUUUUCUUUUUUAAAAAAUAAGGACCACAUUAAUUUGUAGAUUCUCAGCCAUAACUGUGAAAUCAUUUAAUUUUGUAGGCAUGAAAUUUUGAGGUUUUGGUGAAAACUGCUAUUUACGUGGGGACGUAAAUUCAUUGAUUUCAACUUUUGAACAUAAAAUGAAUUGAAAUUUUACACGUUUGUUGGGAUUAAAUUUCUUAGAUUGAUUCAACCACAAAGUCUUUGAAGAAAGUUCCCUACAGAUAUUGAUUUUACAGUAUAUUAAUUUAAGUUUUGGUAAAAUUUUCAGCGACACAUUUUUUACUUAAACAUGAUUUGUGCUACUGUAUAAGUCGUGCCUUAUCUAGUAUACCCCAUGUUUAUCUUAUGUUUGGAAGCUGUUUAUGAUUUUCAUAUGCUUUUUUACCAUUUUGCAUCCAUUUAAUAUUAUUAUGUACUGUAAAAGUUUGAUCACAACCCCCUUUUUCCUGCUGUCAACUGUAGGACUUGCACUACUUUAAAAAAACAAAUUAAAAUACAUGUAUUUUCUAGUCUUGUUUAAUGUGUUUAAGAAGUAUUGAAAGUUGAUGUUCUGACGAUUCUGUAUUCUAAUUAACAUUGUUAGUUGUUACAACAAAAGACUGUUUGGCAUGAGAAGGCUGUUUCAGAUAUAGCUUUGUUUGCAACAAUACAUAUUUGGGUCUUUUCUUCUAUUCUUCUGGAAAAUAAUAAAUGAUGUAUUUUCCCUUAGUUAAAAAUGGACUUAAACUCAGUAAAAAUAUUCGAGUUUGAAAAUUUAUCCAGCUGGUACCUUUUAAUGUGACAACUCACAAUGUUUAUAAAAACAAGUGUAAGCUUUAGGGCUGAUAACUUUUGCAGGAUAUAUUUCUUGGUAAACCAUUCACUUCAUGUUGGCAAAGUGAUAAAAUUGAGCUGUUUUGCAAUAAAUUUAUAUACCAAAUAAG
Messenger RNA from Mercenaria mercenaria, 14549 nucleotides. RefSeq lists its product as uncharacterized. The transcript has 2 exons. NCBI's taxonomy places the organism in Eukaryota, Metazoa, Mollusca, Bivalvia, Venerida, Veneridae. Bases 180 to 1964 code for a protein of 594 amino acids. The record is from RefSeq and is a predicted model, not a curated record.